Molecule: messenger RNA, 1184 nt
Organism: Neolamprologus brichardi
Lineage: Eukaryota; Metazoa; Chordata; Actinopteri; Cichliformes; Cichlidae
Source: RefSeq, a predicted model, not a curated record
UUUGAUUGGUCGCUUUCGCAGCAUCGUUCGUUUGACAAGUAAAACAGUGGUCCGCAGGAAAAGAAAGCUCCGUGCGCUAUCUUCAUUUGUACACUGCAAAGAUGUCUGAGGAGCGAUCUGAAAGAUCCGAUGGGAGGAUUGUCAAGAUGGAGAUCGACUACAGUUCAACUGUAGACCAGCGUCUCCCGGAAUGUGAAAAAAUGGCUAAAGAGGGCAAGUUGCAGGAAGCCAUCGAGAGCUUGUUAUCAUUGGAGAAGCAAACCAGAACAGCAUCGGACAUGGUAUCAACCUCCAGAAUCCUUGUGGCUGUGGUUCAGAUGUGUUAUGAAGCCAAGGACUGGGAUGCACUCAAUGAAAACAUCAUGCUACUCACCAAACGGAGGAGUCAGCUCAAACAGGCUGUUGCCAAAAUGGUCCAAGAAUGCUACAAGUAUGUGGAUGCUAUGACUGAUCUCACCAUCAAGUUGAGGCUAAUCGACACACUUCGCACUGUGACAGCUGGAAAGAUCUAUGUGGAGAUCGAGCGUGCCAGGCUAACAAAAACCUUAGCUAAUAUCAAGGAGCAAAAUGGAGAGGUCAAAGAGGCAGCUGCCAUUCUUCAAGAAUUACAGGUGGAGACAUAUGGCUCGAUGGAGAAAAAGGAGAAGGUGGAGUUUAUAUUGGAACAGAUGAGGCUUUGCAUUGCUGUCAAGGAUUACAUUCGUACCCAGAUCAUCAGCAAGAAGAUAAACACCAAGUUUUUCCAAGAGGAGGGCACAGAGGAGCAGAAGUUGAAGUACUACAACCUGAUGAUUCAGGUGGACCAGCAUGAGGGCUCCUACCUGUCCAUCUGCAAACACUACAGGGCCAUUUAUGAUACCCCUUGCAUCUUGGAGGACAGCAGCAAGUGGCAACAGGCCCUGAAGAGUGUGGUGCUCUAUGUGAUUCUUUCACCCUAUGAGAACGAGCAGUCAGACCUUGUGCACAGAAUCAGUGGAGACAAGAAACUGGAAGAAAUCCCGAAAUACAAGGACCUUCUGAAACAGUUCACUACCAUGGAGUUAAUGCGCUGGGCAUCCUUGGUGGAGGAUUAUGGGAAAGAGCUGAGAGAGGGAUCAACCAACAGCCCUGCAACAGAUGUCUUCUCUUAUACAGAGGAAGGGGAGAAAAGGUGGAAGGACCUGAAGAAUAGAGUGGUCGAGCAU